CUACAGCCAUUUGAAAAAUGGCGCUCAUAAUAACAGAGGAUUGGAUUCGCGAACGUGUGAACUUGAAGCACGAUAAUCUAGAGGAUGUUCGUUCUCUCUCACUGUGUGGGAACUAUGUUGACAAAAUAGACAGUCUUGGAAGUGCACUGAGGAAGUUCAGUCGUCUCAAAAGUUUGGAUCUUUCCAGAAAUGCUAUUACAAGUUUGGAGGGUUUGGAACACCUUAAAAUGCUGGAGAAAUUAAAUCUCUAUUACAACAACGUGCCAACACUGAGUGAGCUCUACAGGUUACGGGGCUGCGAAUCUCUCCAGGAGCUAGAUCUACGCCUCAACCCUGUGGCACGCAACGAACCAGACUACAGACUGUUCUUAAUACACAUGCUUCCAAGCCUCAGGAAACUUGUUUGUAUGUCAUUUCCAGCAUUAGAUGAUGAUGAUGUUGAGCUGUUAGAUCUGAUAGCAAGGACCAAGGGAGACCUGAGCCAGCCACGCCAUAUAACAGGCUCCAGUGCCACUCAGCCUGAAGCUGUGGAUUACUCACCUGAGAGGAUAAAAAGAAUGGAGUCUGCUGCAAUGGAGGCCUCAGCACCACCCCCAGUCCCCACAUACCCCCCGGGGUCCCCCAUCAACAAAGCCAUGAAGGGACAGACUGUCAGUGGCACAGCCCCUCAGAUAACCUCAGACUCCUAUCACAAUAGAUACCCCCACUUGUUUGGCAGUAUAGGAGAGCAUGCAGACCCUCUACACAGGAAUGCUGGCACAGGAAAACAAGAAUUCAGGGUACAUUUUCAAGAUUCUUCUCAUAAACCAGCUGACACCAAUUUAAAGUUUCAAGAUGAGAUUGAUGCCUACACAUCUUACAAAGUCCAAGGUCAUUUCACUCCACACCCAGGUACUGCCAGCAGUCAACCCAUCAAGUUUACCUCUGGUCAGGUCACAGCAGAGCCAUUGACACAGGAACAGAAUUAUGCUCAACCCCCAGUGCAAGCCCAGUCUAACAUACCGUACAGCAGUAUCUCCCCAUCCAGGAGUGUACAACACCAGCUUGGUCACACUCCUCCUGAGAAACUCCAGCCACAGCCAGACCAACGCCAAACGACCCUGUCACAAAUACCAUCUAUCCUCGAGCCGCCAUCUUCCAUCAGGCCACCACCAGAUGUCAGCAGUGAGUCAGCAGGGCUGGGCAGAGAAGAACUGCUAAGUCAUCUCUGUGAUCUGGCAGACAAGUAUUGGAAUGGGGCCAAAUCUUUACAUAGGAAUUCCAGGUUUCAAAAGAUGGCCCACAGCUACCUGAAUGAGCACCUGCAGGGCCAAGAUGAGAGCCCUGGCAUGGCCCAGGUACAGGAGCAGAUAGACAGGCUAAAGCAAGAGAAUAGUCUGCUACGGGAACGGCUUGAGAGCCUGGCUAACCAGAGAGCUGAAGAAGAGGAUCCUAGACUUAAAAACACUUUACACCAAGCACAGAAAGAUGUGGAAAUCUUAAGAGAAAGGCUGCAGCAGUCCAUUGAGGAGAACAAGGUGUUACAACAGAGGCUCUCAGCAUCAGAAGGUGGACAACAGACAGCCAAGAACACAUCUUUCACAGGACUGGGUUCCAGCGCAGUGGACAGCGGACAUCUUGAAGAGCUGCAUGCAGAAAACCAGAGGUUGCAACACGAGAGGGACACGUUAAAGAUUCGUCUGAAGCAGUAUGCCCAGAUGCAGGAACUGGCAUCCAUGUUACAGGAGAGUCACAAGUCUCUAGUGCAGACAAAUGAGCACCUAAUCCGUGAGCUGGAUGAGUCACGAGAGCGUCACAAGGCUGAGGUUCAGCAGCUCCAUUGGAGCUAUGAACAAAUGAAAAAGACUGCGAGUUUUCUGCCCUCCAUGGGAGAUAGCACUCAUACAAAUGGAUAUCAAUAAGAACAGUUUCCGUGUACUUUUUAUUUAUUAUUUAUUUAUUUUUAGUUUUAUUUAUUUUUUUUCACAUAGAGCGGUAUGUUGUAUUUUGUACUUGUAGCAGGUAAUGAGCAGGAAGAUUUGCAAAUUGGAGUUUAUUUCUUCAAAACGUAAAUCUCUGGUUUCUUCUGAUGUUCCACACCAGUGAAUGAACAUGGAGCAGACUUAAAAUUGGCAUGCACAGCUGUUGAAAAAAAUUAAUUAACUCUUGGCCUGCAUGACCAGUUGGACUUAGGGGCAUCUGUCUACAUUCAAAAACAUGUUGACCCAGGGAUCUUUUGGUUUAUUGUGUCAGAACAAGGUAAUUACAGGUGUAAUAUUAAAGCUGCCCAUUUCAAGCACUUUAUUUGAACAAAAACCCUUACAGCAUAGUUUCAAUUUCAAGAUAUAUUGUGCUCAUUUCAUUGGUUUGUGCUGUUUCAUUUAUAUUUAUAAUGAUUUGUAUAUUUUAACAGCAUAAAUAUAAAUAGUCCCAGAUGCUGUUUUAAUAUCAAUCAAAGGAACAGAACAUAUUUUCAGUUUUAUUUUUGUAAUUUUGGUCACUGCCACCAAUUGUAACCAGAGGGUAAACAAUACUGUAUCACAACAAACCAUGGCCACUUAAACUCCUGAAAGGGGAUAUUCUAUAAUAUGAUGCAUCAGCCAAAUAAGAAACGUGUAAAGUUCUUGUAAAGUAGUUAAUUAACAAGCUUACUCUUGCGUCAUUUUCUGUUCAGUCAUUUGACUGGAGUGGUAUCUAUAUUUUUACUUCAACCUUUUGUAUAAUAUAAUAAUAUUAAGUGUACAUAUCAUUUUGUAUGUGAAGUCCUCUUUUUAUCAAUGUGUAACAUUUUGUAUAAUCCCACCUUUCACAUUUUGCUCAGUAUAAUUAUUGUAAGAAUAUAUAUAUAUUUGUUACUGCAUUGUUAUUUUAUUUUUCAUUA
Lingula anatina is the source of this 2860-nucleotide messenger RNA. RefSeq names its product centrosomal protein of 72 kDa-like. Gene Ontology annotation, molecular function: protein binding. NCBI's taxonomy places the organism in Eukaryota, Metazoa, Brachiopoda, Lingulata, Lingulida, Lingulidae. The record is from RefSeq and is a predicted model, not a curated record.